AUGUCGAAGCAUUCGUCUGCAGAAGAAGAUGAUGUGCGAAGACCACAAGAACGUAUGAAUGAAUACUUGUCCGAUCCUGAUCUCGUGUCUAUUCCGUCUGAUGAUCAACCGCAAAACUUUCCCUCCGAGUCGAGAACUACGAGAGAUCGCAGCGACUCCCGCGAUGACGGCUACCAUUACAACCCCCGAGCAGAUUUCCAUCCAAAUCACACAAUCUCGGCUUCUUCUUCGUACAUUCCGAAUCUUGUUGACGGAUUUCAUGGCUUCCCAGUGCAAGAAGUGAUUCCCAGCACACAACUUCAUAUGCAUAAGAUGCAUGCCGGUUCAAGUGGUGGGCAUUCUUCUGGAUAUCGAUCUAGAGCCGGGACAGGGGCUUCAGGCAUGGCACAUCCCCAGUCCUUGCGUUCUAGGGCAACUUCUUCCGCCCACCCAGGCGAAAGCCGACAUGCAUCUCAUGACGAUGGGGAAGUGGGAGAGGAUGGAGACACCGACCAAGAUCACCAAAGUGUUCCAAUGAUGGUAAGACCAAAAGCUUUGUAUCAAAACCCUCAAACACCUUCCGUCCUUCCGUCUUCUUAUCAUCCAAUUAAUAAGUGGUCUUCCGUUAAGCAUUAUUAUCUGAAAGAGAUUUUGGCCGAAUUUCUGGGUACUCUGGUAAUGAUGUUUUUCGGUUGUGCUGUAUCUUGCCAGGUGAAGCUGGGUCAACAAAAUCAAAAGAACGUUUUUUUGAAGCAACUGGCGGAAUCUAAUAUUCCUGGCGCUCAGGAACUUGCUCUUUUACAAAAUCUUGUUCUGCCAGAUCCCAACGGUACUUUUGAUGAUAUAGCGUUCUGCUGGGCCGGUGCAGUGGUUAUGGGCUAUUUCGCUUCAGGCGGUAGUGCUAUCUCUGGUGCUCAUUUAAAUCCUUCAAUUACAAUCACCAAUUGCAUAUUCCGUGGCUUUCCAUGGGUCAAAGCACCCUUCUAUUUGGCAGGGCAGGUGGCCGGAUCUUAUGCCGGGUCACUUAUUAUAUUCAUUUACUACAAGAGAGUAAUUCAAGAGGUAUUUCCUGAUUGGCAGACAAAUGAAUCAGUAGCAGGAAUGUUUUGCACAGUACCCCUUGCCUAUUUGUCAACUACAAGACAGUUUGUGGGCGAAUACGUGAUAGGUGCCUUCCUUCAAUGUGGAAUUUUCGCUUUGACAGAUCCUUAUACCUGUUUGUCGUCAGAUUUGUUUCCACUUUGGUUGUUUAUUCUCAUCUAUUGCCUAAAUGCAUCUGUAUCACUCCAGACUGCGGCCGCUUUGAAUGCAGCAAGGGAUAUAGGUCCAAGGCUGGCUUUAUACACUGUGGGGGUCAACAGGAGCUUACUCUGGUCAGCUCAUCGUCAUUUUUUCUGGAUACCCUUGGUAGCUCCAUUCGUAGGUGCCAUCACCGGAGCAAUAGUCUACGAUAUUUCCAUUUACAGAGGUCACGAGUCGCCCUUGAACUGGCCUCUAAACAUGUACAAGGAGAAAUUACUUCGGGCCUGGAUUAGAAGGCCAAGAUUUUACAAACGUGACCGCAAACGGUCUUCCAGCAGCUUGAGCGAUUGGGCAUUUGAUGAAGAUGCGGAGCGUAGCUCCUCGAGAAAUAGCGAAGAGGGAGAAAGGCCAAGGAGAGAUUCCCUCGAUCACGAACCAAUUCAAAAAGUCGUUCAAUUUAAGAGUUUGGCCAAAAAUACAAACGCCAGGAGAAAUCAUACUUCUGGGAUUCCUACAAUUUUUGAGGAACCCGAUGAUGAUGAAGAUGAUGAUUCCAGCAGCAGCAAUGGCGAGGAUUUACUGCCACGCAAACAGGAACAGAAAAGCAAGCAGGCCCACAAAUCCAAGAAGUCCAAUUUUUUGAAAAAAAAGACCCCAUAA
Molecule: messenger RNA, 1881 nt
Organism: Lachancea mirantina
Lineage: Eukaryota; Fungi; Ascomycota; Saccharomycetes; Saccharomycetales; Saccharomycetaceae
Source: the annotation of a GenBank genome assembly